This is a messenger RNA of Prunus armeniaca (apricot), 699 nucleotides long. NCBI's taxonomy places the organism in Eukaryota, Viridiplantae, Streptophyta, Magnoliopsida, Rosales, Rosaceae. The record is from the annotation of a GenBank genome assembly.
AUGAGGAAGCAAGCAGCUGAGGUUCAGGCUGAUUGUCCCAAAUGUUCUACGAUACCGACUGCGGAAGAUUGGAGAGCCCCAUAUUUAGCAUUCUUUGUUGAGGGGACUCUGCCAACCAAUUCCAAGCUCGCUUAUAGGCUUAAGAAGACGGUAAAAAGGAAGGUCAGAAGCACAUCAAGUCAUGUAGAAAUACAUGCUGGAGAGUGUGGAGAACAUCAAGGAAUGAAAAGGCUUCACCGGCAGCUCCUGAGUUUUGGAUAUUACUGGCCUACCAUGAAGAAUGAUGCACAUGACUUUGUUAAAAGAUGCCACACAUGCCAAAUCCAUGCUAAUUUAAGUCACAAACCUCCUAUGUUGUUGCAGGACAUGCGCACCCCUUGGCCUUUCCACUUUUGGGGGCUUGAUUUAAUUGGGACAAUCCAUCCUCCAUCCGAUGGUUACAUAUGGAUUCUUACUGCUACGGAAUAUUUCACAAAGUGGGUUGAGGCAAUCCGUCUUCAAAAGGCCACAGGAGCUGCUGUCUCAAAUUUCAUUUGGGAAUAUAUUGUGUGCAGGUUUGGAAUCCUGUACAAGAUGGUUACCGACAACGACACACCCUUUGUUAACAAGCAAGUAAGCUCAACACUCAGUGGUUACGGAAUCAAGCCUAUUACCCACAGGGAAAUGGUCAAGCAGAGGCUACCAGUAAAACAAUACUGA